UGAUAUAUUGAAUUUAUUAUUAGGAUAAAAAGAAUCUAGCGAGUUUCAACAAAAGAAAGUUUUGGCGAUAUAUAAUGAAUAAACCUGAAAUGGUUGAACCAUGAUUAAACCACAUUUUCAACAUAAAAUAUCCAACUAUUGACUUGUCCGAUAUAACUUUUGGUAUGAUUUUUAAUCCUUAUUAUUUACGCGUACAUAUUUUCUCCUGAGCCAAGGUGGGUCCCGGGACCCACCUUAAUAUGCACUGGCUCCGCCACUGCGAACACUCAUUUGUCCUGGACUCGACCUUGGGGUUAUAACCGGGAUUUGGUGGGUUCGGGGGUACUGUUAUGUACGGGAAAGUGUAUCCACGCCCCACAACGCUUAAAAUUAGUACUACUUAAAUCGAUAAGUUUUUAAAAUGUUGGGUGCAUUAUUUUUUGGGCUUUAUUAUUUAUUUAAUUAUAUGAUUCAAUUAAUUAUGUGUUUAGUAUUACAAUUCGAUCAUACGUCUAUUGACGUAAAUCUCGAACGUAAAUAAAUAGUUUUUGGUUAGUUGGACUCGAACUUAUUGGUUGCCUGCGUACCCGAGUACUCGAGAUUAAAGUCCAUGUAGUUCGGUUAAGUUGAGAGGUUUGAAAUGUUAAAGCUUGCACGUUAACUUGUUGAUAAAAUAUAUUAGUUGGACUUGAACCAAUUGGUUGCCUAGGUGCCCGAGUAGUCGGAAUCAAAGUCCACGUAGUUCGUUUGUUUUGAAUGGUUUUGAGAGAAAGAAGGAAAGCUAACACGUUCUAUUGAUCGUAUUAAAGGUUUGAUGUUGGGUGAUUUAAAAAGGUGAAGCAAAUUUUAUUUCUUUGAAAUUAUAAUUUGAAAGGUUGAUGAUUUUCGAAGGAACUUAACAAGAGAAUGUCAACAUGGUCUAUUGACCGUUGACAUUUCAUAUUAAGAAAUUUUAGGAAAAAUCACAUGUGUAGAAUUUUAUUUAAACAAAUGAAGUUAAUAAUUCUUACGAAAUGAGGUGCUUUAAUGGAUUUAUCGAGGUUACAAUGAAAUUCCACGAGACAAACGAAGUAAUUUAUCUUGCGUAAGUGUAAGUUACGUAUCCCGAUUCCAGAAUUCAGACCCCGUGUCUCGUCGCCCUCGCUUCUCAUCGACUGAAAAAAGGAAAAAAUCUCACUGUACACAGGUUCUUAAAAAAAAUUCCCAAAAUACAUGAGUUAUAAAAAAAAUUCCCAAAGUACACAUGUUUGAGCAUCACCGUUUUAGACAAAAGCGGUGAAGGUCAUCACCGCUUUUGACCAAAACGGUGAAUACUUCAUCGUCUUAAACAAAAACGGUGAAGUAUUCACCGUUUCAAACUAAAACGGUGAAGUUUUCACCGCGUUAAUUAACAACGGUGAACACAUCACCGUUUUGGUCAAAAACGGUGAACCCAUUCAUUGUUGUUAAGUAACGCGGUGAUCAUUUCCCACCCCUGGUAGGUCAAAAUUAGGUCGCAGCUACCACCUAUUCACCGUUUGAGACAAACGCGGUGAUGGUGUUCACCGUUUUCGACAAAAACGGUGAAUAGUAGGCAGAUUUUCCUAUAAAUUGCACACCACCAGCAGUUGUAAAAAUAUAACCACUCCCCUUUCUUCAAAUUUCAGCAGCCCAAAUCGAGCAUAAUACACAGAACAGAAAUUUUUCGGUAUGUUGAGACUUUUCGUAUUAUAGUCUAAUUAUGUUUUUAGUAGUUAUAGUAUGAUUUAAUUUUCGUAUUAUGUUGUUGUUAGUUAGUUGAACUUAUGUUCGUCAGUUAUAGUAUGAUUUAAUUUUCGUAUUAUGUUGUUGUUAGUUAGUUGAAUUUAUUUUCGUUAGUUAUGGUAUGAUUUAAUAUUAGUUGUACAAUAUGAUUUUGGUUAAUUUUACUGUCUUUAAGCUAAUAGAUACUUAUUGUAAAUUGUAGAUAUGGGUAAAUUCAAGAAGUUUCAUCUUACUAUUCGGUGGAAUGGAAGAGUGACAAACUCUGACAUAGGCAUUGAUUAUGAGGACGGCGAAUCCAUUAUGCUGAAAAUUGAUUCCCGAUUCAAUUUUCAAGAACUCUGUGAUCUUUGUGCAGAAAGGGUUUGUACGAGCGGACAGACGAGACUUGGCAAAAUUACUUACCGGUAUCCAGACAUGAGUGCUGGCGGGGUCGUGUUCCAAGAAGUUGUCAUAAACGAUGAUGACGCGGUUAUGAUGAUGUUACAGUUCCUAAGCGAUAACCAAGUCCGGCUUGCAGAGGUGUAUGUUGAGACCGAGGCGGUCGGUGAAUCUCAUUCUCACCAGUAUUCUUAUGAUGAUGGUUUUGCAGGAGGGUACGAAUGGGGUGGUAGUUCGAGCAACUACCAAGGCGGUGGUUAUUUAUGGGUUUCGGGACGCCAUCGUUCCGCCAUUGCCGUAAGCAGAUCGUUGUCGAUCUCGAUCCGCAAGAAAUGGCGCAACAUUCCCAAACCGGUCCUCGCUAUAUAGGGCUCCAACCUUGGAUGCCAAGCGGGCAAGUUAUUGGUCCCUUUAUGAACCACGGGAACAAGAGAUUCCUAAAAAAAAUAGGAAAAACAUCAAUUUAUUAGAUUAAAUAAAGCAAAAUAAAACAUUAGAAAAUAAUAAAAUAAAGCAAGUCAGUUCAUCAAAUUACCGGAUUGUUAUCCCAAAUGGCACGGGAGCGAUGAGCUUCUUGAUCGGUUAAGAGACUCGCAUCCCUUGGGCCAUAAUGGAUAUACAAUCGAGGAUCGUAUAUCUCGGCACCCAUCUAUAAAAAAGUAAUGAAAUCAGAGAUUGUUUUGAUAAAAAAAAUCAAAUUGUUUCGAUUAAAAAAAAUCACAAACCAAAAACCUACACGAAGAGCCUCUUCGUCCAUUAUUGGCGGAAGCCGGACAGAGGUUCGACGGGUUUAGGUUUGUAAGGGAAGGGAACUUAGCGGGACGGGGGCUUUAGGGUCAAACUCUUGUAAUUCUUUCUGAUGUGGAAGAUCGGACUUAGCCGCAACCACAGAGCAUACUUAGAACGAGACUAGAGCGGAUAAAUUGAGGGAGAAAGAAGUGAAAUGUUUGUGGGGUGAGUUGAAAGUGAAAGGGGAAGGGGGUAUUUAUAGUUGGGGGAAGGGGGGAGGAGCUGAUGCGCAGUUAUUAGGGGAGCAUUCACCUCGUUUGAGGAACGCGGUGAACUCCUCGCAUUAACCAAACACGGUUACUGCAAAGGUGACGUGGCGUGCUGUGAGGCGUCAGAUCGUGGGAAGAAAACCACGAUCCGCGCCUCACCGCAUCUAACGGCCACGGUGAAAGCACACUGGCGCGGAUCGCUGACGCAAACAAACACGGGGUAUUCACCGUGUUUGUCUAACGCGGUGAAUACCCCGUGUCUGUCCACGUCACCGACUUCACCGUGGCCUACAAAAACGGUGAAGUCCUCACCGUUUUUGAUUAAAACGGUGAUUUCUUCACCGUUUCAGUUUAAAGCGGUGAUGCAUUCACCGUUUUAGACUAAGACGGUGAAGGCAUCACCGUUUUACUUUAAAACGGUGAAGUAUUCACCGUGUUCGUCAAACGCGGUGAUGACCUUCACCGCUUUUGUCUAAAACGGUGAUGCUCAAACAUGUGUACUUUGGGGAAUUUUUUUAUAACUCAUGUAUUUUGGGAAUUUUUUUUAAGAACGUGUGUACAGUGGGAUUUUUUCCCUGAAAAAAGCCCUCCCCUGAAAUCACCGAUUCGACGAAGAGAGAAGAUUUGUUUUGCUCGUCGUUCCUCCCGUGAGAAUUCGAAGAUUCUGGGGAUCCAAUCUUUUCCGAUUUGCAGUUUCCGACUGGAAGAAUGGCCUGAUCUCCCGACUUGGCUUACGGCCUUCUGGUUUGGCGCGCUUUCAGAGAAUAGACUGAGGGAAAGAAGAACUCGCGGAAGACGAAGGCCUAUAUAGUACAGAAUGCCACAGAGGAAUGAGAUGUGGCGGGUGAAUCUACCGGUUAUGGAGGCAACCUUCAAAAGCACCGCCGGUUACCAUUCUGGGGCUGUGGCGGUUACUUUGGGUUUUGAUCAUGCAUGAGAGGGAAAGGAAGCAGCGGGAAAGCAACCUGCCCUGGCUACUAGGGCUGGCUAUUUGGUCCCGAACUAUUUGGUUUUACCCAAAACUGGAUCGUAUAACCCGGACCGGGACCGGACUGGGACCGGAUAGCAAACAAUGCAAUCUCAUAUUCGGGCUUAGAUUUGAGGUAAAAAACCGGAUAAAGACCAGAUAAGAGACCCCCAACACCUAAAAUCAAGAUAAAAUUGGGACCGGACA
Messenger RNA from Linum trigynum, 4272 nucleotides. The record is from the annotation of a GenBank genome assembly. Lineage: Eukaryota; Viridiplantae; Streptophyta; Magnoliopsida; Malpighiales; Linaceae.